UCAUCAUCAUCAUCCUCGACUAUUAAUUCAUCAUCAGCAUCUCAUAAAAAUCAUUACCAUCGUUAUAAUUAUAAUCCAUUGGCUUCAUCCGCUUGUAAUAUUGCCGCUAAUAACACAGCCACAGCAACCACCACCACCACCACCAAGAAUCGAUCAUCAUCAUAUUAUGAAGAUGAUGAAUUACGUCGAAUGUAUAUACGACCACCACCUAAUAGACAUGCUUAUGAAGCAAUUUUUGCAGAUAAUAAUAAUCAAUCAAAUAAUAAAAUUGAUUAUCGAUCAUCAUCAUCAUCAUCUAGAAUGGCCAAAAAUGAUAGAUUCUCAUCAUCAAAUCAUAAUUCACCAUUUAGUUCCUCACCAUUUCAAUCAUCAACAACUUCCAACAGCAGCAGCAGCAACAAUAGCAAAAAUAGCCAACAGACAAGCUCAAAAUUUUCAAUGUUUGGUAAUUCUACAUCAUCCUUAUUAUCUAAUAAUUUAUCAUCAACCACAUCAACGACAACAUUAUUAUCAUCACCAACAUCGCCAACAUCACCAUCAUCAUCAUCUAUUAUUAAAUGGAAAUGA
Messenger RNA from Dermatophagoides farinae (American house dust mite), 567 nucleotides. Lineage: Eukaryota; Metazoa; Arthropoda; Arachnida; Sarcoptiformes; Pyroglyphidae. The record is from RefSeq and is a predicted model, not a curated record.